GAUCAUCAUUUUACGUGAGUGAAUCAAACACCUAAUGUUACAGGACAGGUGUACUAGCACCUAUUGGAUAGUCUUUUAUGUGCCAGGCAGAAUGUCGACUUCCAACAUUAGUGAUGACAGUCUCCCAAGCACUCUCUUCUUGACUGGGAUCCCAGGGCUGGAGUGGGCCCACAUCUGGAUUGCCAUCCCCUUUUGUGUCAUGUAUUUGGUAGCACUGGCUGGGAAUGCUGCCCUCAUCUUGGUUAUUGCCAUGGACAACGGACUUCAUGCACCCAUGUACCUUUUCCUUUGCCUUCUCUCACUCUCUGACCUGGCUCUCAGCUCCACCACUGUGCCCAAAAUGCUGGCCAUCCUGUGGCUCCAGGCUGGUGAAAUUUCCUUUGGUGGCUGCCUGGCCCAGAUGUUUUGUGUCCACUCUAUCUAUGCUUUGGAGUCAUCAAUCCUUCUUGCCAUGGCCUUUGAUCGAUAUGUGGCCAUCUGCAACCCACUGAGAUACACAGUCAUCCUCAACCAUACAGUCAUAGGCAAAAUUGGCCUUGUUGGGAUAUUCCGUAGUGUGGCCAUUGUUUCCCCCUUCAUCUUUUUAUUGAGGCGACUGCCCUACUGUCAGCACCAUGUCAUGGCACACACAUACUGUGAGCACAUGGGCAUUGCUCGACUGGCCUGUGCCAACAUCACUGUCAAUAUCAUCUAUGGGCUGACUGUGGCGCUGCUGGCCAUGGGUCUGGAUUCUAUCCUCAUUACUAUCUCCUAUGGUUUUAUCCUUCGUGCUGUCUUUCGUCUUCCUUCACGUGAUGCCCAGCACAAGGCUCUGAGUACCUGUGGCUCCCACCUUGGCGUCAUUCUGGUCUUCUACAUUCCUGCCUUUUUCUCCUUCCUCACCCACCGUUUUGGCCAACACCGAGUCCCCAAGCACGUGCACAUCUUUCUGGCUAAUCUUUAUGUGCUGGUACCUCCUGUGCUCAACCCAGUCAUCUAUGGGGCUCGGACCAAGGAGAUUCGGAGUCGACUUCUAAGACUACUUCGCAUAAAGGUUUCAACGUGAAUUCUGAGCAGAGGUCAGAAAUCAGAAUAUACAUUUGCAUAAUAGCAAUUUAGAUGCAUUUCCAUGGGUGGAGACCUAUGGUAUGAGAGGAAUGCAUUAUGUGGAAGUAAACUCUGGAAAGAGAAAAAAGGCCUAAUAAAUUGGAGAUGUCAAUAAUCACAUUGAAAUAUCUUUUUUCUAAGGCUCUUUAAGCAGCCCUGAAUAGCCAGAAAGGUGAUAACGUUUUUAAUAUUGUCUCAGAAGUAUCUACAAUUCUGUAAAGAGUAAGGCAGUUGCUGUUCUGAAAGGAUUCUGGGUUUCAUAGUGGGGAUGUUCUACUGUAAGUUCAAAUAGAAAAAAAUAACAUUUGAAGUAAAUUGAAUUUGAAUUUCAAUAUUUUGAGUGCUUAAGCACACAAGAUCUAAAGUCAGAGAGUGCCUGGAUUUGAAUCUUGGUUCCCUUACUUCCAAGUUUGGUGACCCUGAGCGUCUUGUUAAAUCUUUUUAUGCCUCAGCUUGACAAACUAUUAAAUAGUGGGUAAUGACAGUAUCUAACUCUGAAUGUUGUGGUGAAGAAUAAAUAAAUUAACAGAUAUAAAAAGCUUAAGACAUUGCCUAACAUGUAACAUGCUCAAUAAAAUAAGAUGAGAAACUUAUGUAACCUCCCUAAAUAUUUUUAACCAAGUUAUAAUUUAUUUAGGGCUGUUUUAUAUUAUAUCACUUCACAGGGUUAUUGUGAUAACUAUAUAACAACUCAAAAUAUUUAGACAGUGUUUAUAUUAUGAAUAGUGCUCAUUAAAGCUGCAUUUUCUCCACCUAUCUGGUCUUCCAUUUUGAGAUCCCUUUCUUCUUAGCCAUAAAGUAAUUUCUUAAGGAUUCAAGGGAGAUGCCUCAGAGUCCAAAUGCCUUUUUAAAUAAUUCUUUAUUGCAUUAAUAACCUCAGUUCCAAAAUACACAAACAGGUCCACAGAUACUCCUUCCAGUGUCUCAAAAAUAUGGUUGUCAUUAUCUGCAUUUUAAGUUAAGAGCCUGUGAUUCAGAGAGGCUAAUAGUAUUAAGGUUAUGUAUUUGUAAGGACAAUAUCUCAUAUGUUAUCCAGUGUUUUAUAAUGGAAAGGAAUGUAAUAUGUAGAUCCAGAUAUA
Molecule: messenger RNA, 2165 nt
Organism: Phyllostomus discolor (pale spear-nosed bat)
Lineage: Eukaryota; Metazoa; Chordata; Mammalia; Chiroptera; Phyllostomidae
Product: olfactory receptor 52D1
Exons: 1
Coding region: 35-1045 (336 amino acids)
Biological process (GO): G protein-coupled receptor signaling pathway
Cellular component (GO): membrane
Molecular function (GO): G protein-coupled receptor activity; olfactory receptor activity
Source: RefSeq, a predicted model, not a curated record